UGUAUGUUGAGGUUAUACAAAGUGCAAAAACAUACUAUUCCACUAGACCAGUUCAGUGUUUGAAAGAGGGAACACAAUACUACAUAAAAACAGAUCAAACUCUAUUUCAUUGUCUCCACAAAUCUCUUGCAAACAAGUCAUCAUGGGUCAGGUGUGUGAUUGGAACUAGCUAAUAAAAUGUCAUGAGAAAUGAGGGUUAGGGAUAGAUCAUGGGGUGUGUGUUUGGAAGAGAGAUUUCGUCUUCUGGGCCACCGAGUUCUGAGAUUGUUGUAGAUAAAAGAAGAGAUAGAGAUAGAGACAGGGAUUCGAAUGUCGAGUCUGGGAGAAAAGAAAAGGCUUUAGUAGUGAACCCUGAUAGUAGUAAUAAUGAGGGUCAGGAAUCGCAAAAUGGCGCGGUGGUGAAAAAGGGUGGUGAAAAAGAUGGGAGUGUGAGGCAAAGAGGAGAGAGAAGGCGGUCGAGACCUAAUCCGAGAUUGAGUAAUCCAACCAAGAAUAUUCAUGGUGAACAAGUGGCUGCUGGCUGGCCAGCUUGGUUGUCUGCUGUUGCCGGUGAGGCGAUCAAUGGCUGGAUUCCGAGAAGGGCUGAUACUUUUGAGAAAAUUGAUAAGAUUGGGCAAGGCACAUACAGUAACGUGUACAAAGCUAAGGAUACUAUGACAGGAAAAAUAGUUGCAUUGAAGAAGGUCCGGUUUGAUAAUUUGGAGCCUGAGAGUGUGAAAUUUAUGGCCAGAGAGAUUUUGAUAUUACGUCGUUUAGAUCAUCCCAAUGUUGUGAAAUUGGAAGGGUUGGUGACAUCAAGAAUGUCUUGUAGUUUGUAUCUUGUUUUCGAGUACAUGGAGCAUGAUUUGGCUGGUCUUGCUGCUAGUCCUACAAUCAAGUUUACCGAGCCUCAAGUCAAGUGUUACAUGCAUCAAAUCUUGUCUGGGCUUGAACACUGUCACAAUCGUCAUGUGUUGCAUCGGGAUAUUAAGGGUUCAAAUCUUCUUCUUGAUAAUGAUGGAAGUUUAAAAAUUGCUGAUUUCGGUUUGGCCACCUUUUUUGAUCCUAAUCACAAGCAGCCAAUGACUAGCCGGGUCGUUACAUUAUGGUAUAGACCACCCGAGCUUCUUCUUGGCGCCACUGAUUAUGGUGUAGGCAUUGAUCUCUGGAGUGCAGGGUGCAUUUUAGCAGAGUUAUUGGCUGGGAAGCCUAUCAUGCCCGGUCGUACAGAGGUAGAGCAGCUUCAUAAGAUUUUUAAGUUAUGUGGCUCUCCUUCUGAUGAAUAUUGGAAAAAGUCCAAGCUCCCACAUGCAACCAUAUUUAAGCCCCAACAGGCAUACAAACGGUGCAUAGCAGAAACAUUUAAAAAUUUCCCAUCAUCAUCAUUGCCAUUGAUUGAUACCCUUCUUGCCAUUGAUCCUGCAGACCGUCAAACUGCAACAGCUGCUUUGAGAAGUGAAUUUUUUAUGACAAAACCUUAUGCUUGUGACCCUUCAAGCCUUCCAAAAUAUCCACCGACCAAGGAGAUGGAUGCCAAACUACGUGAUGAAGAAGCGAGAAGGUUGCGAGCUGCUGGUAGAACCAAUGCUGAUGGAGUGAAGAAGACUCGCACACGUGAAAGACCUGCACGGGCUAUGCCUGCUCCAGAAGCCAAUGCUGAGCUGCAAGCAAACAUUGAUAGACGGCGGUUAAUUACACAUGCUAAUGCAAAGAGCAAAAGUGAGAAAUUUCCUCCACCCCAUCAGGAUGGCACACUGGGUUACCCAUUGGGUUCUUCACAUCACAUGGAUCCAACUUUUGAUCCUCCAGAUGUCCCGUUUAGUUCCAAUUUUUCAUAUGCCAAACCACCUAUCCAGACAUGGUCUGGUCCUUUGGCUGAGCCUGCUCCUACAGGUCGUUCACGCAGAAAAAAACACGAUUCAUCUUCAAAGCAUAACUAGACUUUUCGUGUGGUCAAACCCACUUGAUACAGAAGGCUGGAUAUGUUGCUGGACCGAAAAAGCAUGCCGGGUUACCCUUUUACAUGUAGAAUGCAGAGGUAAAGUAUUUUGUUCGAGUUUCUUGUUCAAUUCUUAAUUUAUGGGAUGGCGAGAAAGCUCCUUUCGAGUACUGUACAUGUUCAUCUUUUUUGCCUUUUUGUGUUGGAACAACUCUGGGUAGGUUAAUUAAACAUACAACUAUUGAACAAAUGCUCGAAUAUUCAACUAUAUUAAUCGCAAUGUGCUAUUUUUAAGCUAUUGUCAA
Molecule: messenger RNA, 2223 nt
Organism: Erigeron canadensis
Lineage: Eukaryota; Viridiplantae; Streptophyta; Magnoliopsida; Asterales; Asteraceae
Product: probable serine/threonine-protein kinase At1g54610
Exons: 8
Coding region: 210-1919 (569 amino acids)
Biological process (GO): protein phosphorylation; positive regulation of transcription elongation by RNA polymerase II
Cellular component (GO): cyclin-dependent protein kinase holoenzyme complex; nucleus
Molecular function (GO): RNA polymerase II CTD heptapeptide repeat kinase activity; cyclin-dependent protein serine/threonine kinase activity; ATP binding
Source: RefSeq, a predicted model, not a curated record